GAAGCCUUCCUCUUCCAGAUCUCGCGAGCGUUCCAGCGCGAAGGCCUCUCCAAGGAGGAGUUGUGCGUUAUGGCGGUGACGGAGACUGCGAAUUAAUUGAAUUGUUAAAGCUUCCCCAUCAUCCUCCCCUUGGGGGCUUUCCUUCCUCAAGUGUGGUGGAGCCAACGAUUAGAAGGUUUGGUAGUGAGGUGAAGUUAUGACGAUGGAGAAUGGACAGGGGGCAGGCACCAAGCUUGGCCUGCCGCCUCUCACCCCGGAACAGCAAGAGGCGCUGCAGAAGGCAAAGAAGUAUGCCAUGGAACAGAGCAUUAAGAGUGUAUUGGUGAAGCAGACCAUUGCCCAUCAACAACAGCAGCUCACCAAUCUGCAGAUGGCAGCAGUGACUAUGGGCUUUGGAGAUCCUCUCUCACCUUUACAAUCGGUGGCAGCUCAGCGGCAACGUGCUCUAGCCAUCAUGUGUCGGGUGUAUGUGGGCUCCAUUUACUAUGAGCUUGGCGAGGACACCAUCAGACAGGCCUUUGCUCCCUUCGGCCCGAUCAAGAGCAUUGACAUGUCUUGGGAUUCUGUAACAAUGAAGCACAAGGGCUUCGCCUUUGUGGAGUACGACGUACCAGAAGCUGCUCAGCUGGCUCUCGAGCAGAUGAACUCCGUCAUGUUGGGUGGGCGAAACAUUAAGGUUGGGCGGCCAAGUAACAUCGGUCAGGCGCAACCCAUCAUUGACCAGCUGGCAGAGGAAGCGCGCGCUUUUAACCGCAUCUACGUGGCCUCGGUGCAUCCUGACCUGUCAGAUGAUGACAUCAAAAGUGUUUUUGAGGCUUUUGGGAGGAUCAAAUCUUGUACAUUAGCCAGGGACCCCACUUCAGGACGACACAGGGGCUUUGGCUUCAUUGAGUAUGAAAAGCCACAGUCGGCCGUUGAUGCUGUGUCUUCUAUGAACCUCUUUGACCUGGGGGGUCAAUACCUACGGGUGGGCAAAGCAGUGACCCCUCCUAUGCCCCUCCUAACUCCCACAACCCCUGGUGGUCUGCCUCCUGCAGCGGCUGUGGCCGCCGCGGCAGCCACUGCCAAGAUAACGGCCCAGGCAAGUAUGAAUCCCUUCCAAAGGGAUUUAAUGGCCUUCCAGGAGGCUGUAGCUGGUGCAUCAGUCCUGGGGGCGUUAGCGGCGCCCCAGCUUCUUAGUCAGCAAAUGGGAAUACCGCAGGCUGUUAUGGCUGCGCAGGCGCCCGGGGUUAUCACAGGUGUGACUCCGGUGCGUCCCCCAAUACCAGUACUUCCCCAUGUGGGCUUGGUGAACCCCGUGCUUGCAUCGCCUCCAGUUCUGUCUAGUCAAGUCGGGGCUGCCAUCUUGCAAGUAAAGAAGGAGGAGAAAGAGGAGACGUUACAGGAUGCUACAGGACAGGAGAUGUUGAGUGAUCAAGAACACAUGAGCAUCUCGGGCAGCAGUGCCAGACAUAUGGUCAUGCAGAAGCUGCUUAGAAAAUCAGAGUCCACAGUGAUGGUUCUUCGAAAUAUGGUUGGACCAGAAGAUAUUGACGAUGACUUGGAAGGUGAGGUGACAGAAGAGUGUGGCAAGUUUGGCUCCGUCAACAAAGUCAUCAUCUAUCAGGAAAAGCAAGGAGAAGAAGAGGAUGCCGACAUCAUUGUCAAGAUAUUUGUAGAGUUUUCCAUGGCAUCAGAAAUGAACGAAGCUAUUCAAGCCCUUAACGACCGCUGGUUUGGCGGUCGCAAAGUGGUGGCUGAGGUGUAUGACCAAGACCGGUUCAACGGCAGUGAUUACUCUGCAUGAAGUGUGUGUGAAAUGGUUCACCAGCACAGUGCCCAUCUUCAUUCCUGUUGCCCAUCUAACUACUAUCAGCCACAUACUGCAGAUCCUGAUGGCAUCUUUGUAAUUAUUGGUUUUUUCAAUAUUUGCUUUGUGACCUGUAAGAAUCCUCCUCGUUGCAAGUACCACAUUUUUGUAACGGGGUCUGGUUAAAACAGUUUUCUUCAUUUACUUUUUUGUCAUGCAUUGCUCAUAAUGUUAACAUUGUUCUUUCUACAAUUAAAGGUUAUUUGUCCACAA
Entelurus aequoreus (snake pipefish) is the source of this 2062-nucleotide messenger RNA. Its product is annotated as poly(U)-binding-splicing factor PUF60. Gene Ontology annotation, molecular function: RNA binding. Gene Ontology annotation, biological process: mRNA splice site recognition; regulation of alternative mRNA splicing, via spliceosome; alternative mRNA splicing, via spliceosome. The record is from RefSeq and is a predicted model, not a curated record. The transcript has 12 exons. Bases 197 to 1786 code for a protein of 529 amino acids. NCBI's taxonomy places the organism in Eukaryota, Metazoa, Chordata, Actinopteri, Syngnathiformes, Syngnathidae. Gene Ontology annotation, cellular component: catalytic step 2 spliceosome; precatalytic spliceosome.